Molecule: messenger RNA, 2402 nt
Organism: Microcebus murinus (gray mouse lemur)
Lineage: Eukaryota; Metazoa; Chordata; Mammalia; Primates; Cheirogaleidae
Source: RefSeq, a predicted model, not a curated record
GCAGUGGGUAGCGAGCCAGGCCUACAGCUUCCGCCACCGGCGCCGCCGCCUCAGACACUCAAGCCCAGCAUAACAGCUCUGCCUCUCCUACUCUAAAUACGCUCAGCCACCACCUUUGUGAUACCUCACUGGGAGGAAAAUGGCAGAGAAUUUUUCGUUCCAGCUUAAUGAUGCGUUGUUAUCUGGGUCUGCAAAGCCAAAUCCUCAAGGAUGGCCUGGCUUGUGGGGGAACCUGCCUCCUGGGGUAGGGGGCUACCCAGGUGCCUCCUAUCCUGGGGCCUAUCCUGGGCAGGCACCCCCAGGGGCUUAUCCUGGGCAGGGGCCUCCUAGUGCCUACCCUGGCCCUACAGCACCUGGAGCUUAUCCUGGACCACCUGCACCUGGAGGCUACCUGGGGCAACCAGGCAGGCCUGGGGCCUACCCACCUCCUGCACAGCCCAGUGCUCCGGGAGCCUACCCUGCUGCCGGCCCCUAUGGCAGCCCUGCUGGACUACCGGUAACUUCUGGCAACUGGCGUAGUGAGCAGGCUCCUGUAGGUGGAAGCCUUGACCAGAGUGAAGGAGAUUCCCGUACAGCGCCACAGAGACCUGGAGAAGACUAUGAGCCACAGUCUCAAGGAAGAAUGACAGACAAACGGUCUGCAUCCCCAGCAGAAGAAUCAAGCUCAGAGAGUCCACCCGAGGGGAAAAAGCAGAGGAUGCCACCCUCUACGGACCAAGCCCUGACAAAGGAUUCUCAGAAGAAGAAACCAAAGCCCAAGAAGGGCCAAUUCAAAAAAAUAAAGUCACAACCCAUGACAUGGGGCGAGCUGAAGAAGACCUAUGAGGAAGCAGAAAAGAUACUGUGUCAGACGUCUGUACCUAAAACGGCUGCAAACCUUUUUCUUGCUGUGAUCAGCGUGGUGAGCAUGGCGUCUAGAGGAAACCCCAAAGAAGAGGAGCCUCCUGAGACCAAUGUCUCGUAGUGAUGGCUAUUGAACUUCAUCAACUUGCUUCUAUAGAGAAAGGGGGAGAUGUUGGGAAAUAGGGCUAAGAGACAUGGAAAGUUUAAGGAGUUUUGCAGUACUUUUGUCUUGAAGGAAUUUCUGGGCGUAUUACUUCUCAGACCAGAAGCUGCUUAGCAACAAGGGAGACAUUCCCCUCAUCAGGGACGACUGCAAGGCAGUACCGAUCUCAAGGCCUGCACGCCAGCAGCUGGAGCUUGUGCAAGCAGAGCUUGGCAUAGGGCCCAAGGAUAAGAAACUGAUUGAAAAAUGCCAGCCCAGCAGACAACUUUCAGCCGGAACUAUCAUAAACUUCAAGGCUGUUCCUGCUUCACUCCUGACCACAUGUCUCACUGUAGAGAAACAGAUUAGUUUGUAGGCUCAGUGUUCCUGCCUUAUGCGUUUUUAUCUUUAACUUGUAUGCUAAGCUAGGUCUAUUCUUAACUUUGGGCUUAAAAUGUUUAUCUCAGAAAAAUUUUGUGACUAUUUACUGUUGUAGACAGAAUUAGGUAAGGGUCCCUGGAAACCCUUGGGGAGCCUCGAAACCUACACAGAUGAUCUGUACACAUGAUUCUAUGAUUGAGGACAAUAUCUUGAUAUACCAAUAAAUACUGACGUGGCACUUCACUGUUGGCUCAUGGGAAUGCUGGAGGACCCCUGACUCUAUGGGAGUUCCGCUAGCAACCCAGUCACUGUAAACUACACUUUGUGUCUGUCUCUUACUAUUUUCAAAUCUCUGGUGACAAUCCUGCCUGGGACCUGUCUUGGUUGGGUAAUAGGUAACUCCUGGUGGCAUCUAGGCAACUGGUGAAUCAAGCAGGGUCCUAAAGGCAGAAGGCUUCUCUGGAGUGAAGGAGAUUCCCGAACAGCAUUGCAGAGACCUGGAGAAGGCUUGGAGCUGCUGUGUCCAGGAAGGGUGAGUUCAGCUCUGGGGAUUUUUCAGUCAGGCUAACACAUGGGGCAGAAUCAGUCUAAAUUGACUCAGUACAUUGAAUUGUUGCAGACUCUAUUACAGAGUUCUGGAGUGGUUGCCAAGCAGAAAACUUUCAAGGAACUGUUUCAUUUAAUUUCCAAACGCUGUCAUUGGUUUCCCCCUCCAGUACGCUCAGACUGUGGCAAUGGAGGCUGGCCAGCAGAGCGCUGUGACAUUCACAAGGCAGAGGAGAAGAAGUCCCUCUUUCUUGUGGCAACUCUCUCCUUAAUUACUCAGGCUCUGCAACCGUUUCAGUCAAACUCAGACUGGCUCACUCCCAUCCUAAAAUAAAGGCAGCGACAAAUUGACCCUGGCUAUCAUAGGGAAGAGGAGGUGCUAUUCUAUGGUCUUCUGUAUGAAUCAGGCAAGGAUGAGAAAAAGCCAUUAAAUUCGAUUAUUGGCCUUCAAUACGGGUCUAUAGAACAAAUAAAAGAACAGAAAAAUUCU